Messenger RNA from Musca vetustissima, 3926 nucleotides. Its product is annotated as protein stoned-B. The transcript is spliced from 8 exons. Bases 1 to 3921 code for a protein of 1306 amino acids. Gene Ontology annotation, biological process: regulation of endocytosis; synaptic vesicle endocytosis; clathrin-dependent endocytosis. Gene Ontology annotation, molecular function: clathrin-cargo adaptor activity. Gene Ontology annotation, cellular component: synaptic vesicle; AP-2 adaptor complex. The record is from RefSeq and is a predicted model, not a curated record. NCBI's taxonomy places the organism in Eukaryota, Metazoa, Arthropoda, Insecta, Diptera, Muscidae.
AUGGCGAAUCCCUUUUUAAUGGACGAUGAUUUGGGGGGUAUGGAUGACCCCACCGUCAAUCCAUUUCUCAUACAAUCGGGCGGUGCCGAUACCGCCAACGAUGACAACCCCUUUGGCUCCGAAUCGGCCGUCAAUCCAUUUGCCUUUGGCGACGAUGGUGAUGCCGAAGCAGACGCCCAAGUGGCCGACAUCGAUCCGGCAAUGAGCUUUUUUGGCACCACCAUUGAAGCUGAAGAUGAUGUUCUAAGCAUUAAAUCCACAGCCGACGAUGAGGAGGACUCAAAGCCCAAGGGUCCUCCACCCAGACCAGUGCCACCCCAAACACAAGAACUCAUCACCACUGUAUCUCAUCAAAUGGAGGAGGCCAGCUCUGAACUGUUGGGUCGUAUACCGGCUACACGUUCACCCAGUCCUGUCUCAAUGCGGGACUUACACUCACCUAGCCCCACACCAGACAGUGGUUUAGCCGACCUCCUUGAUUGUUCGGACAGUGGUUCGUCGGCCAACACACAAGGUUUUGAUGUUGAUCUCAUCGGUGCGGGAACAAAUCCAGGCCUUGUCGACAAUCCCUUUGGCAUACCCACAGGCAUUGGAAACCUGCAAGGCGCAGCCCCACAAGCCCCACCUGCCAAACAACAACCUCCCAGACCUCCACCACCCAGACCUGCUCCGCCACGACCAGCACCACCAAGUGUACCGGGUCAACAUGGCCAACCAGGUCCACCACCCCGACCUACACCUCCAGCAGUAUUAGCUCAAACAAAUGAUAAUGCCGCACCAACAUCGGAACCAGAUGAUCUCUUUAUGUUUGAUGCAGGGCCACCUGCCAAACCGCCAGCUCCCAAGACUAAAGAAGACAUUUUGAGUCUGUUCGAUAAACCAGCAGCUCAGCCAGCAGCCAAACCAGAUCUUAUGAGUGAUGAUUUAGUUUUAGAUCCCACGGCAGCUGAACCAGAACCAACAGCCUCCCAAGAACCAAGUGAUGAAACCGUAGAUGAUCCCAUCUUCAAUUCCGUGCUGACUCGGCCCGAUGAAAGUACUCACAACAUAACAUCAGAGCCUCAAUCGGCUCAUCCACCACAUGGAGCAAAUAAUCGCAUUGCUCCGCAAGAACUAAGCAAUAAACAGAGGGCUCCCACGCCCGACAUAGAAAUAACUACUGUUGAAGAUUUACCGCGAUCCGAUGAUGAAGAAGAACCGGAACCUCCAGCUCAAGAAAAACAAACAACCGAAGAACCAGAACCAGAGCCUGAGCCACAACCCAAAGUAGAACCACUGCGUGAAGUACCAGCUUUGGUUAUUGAAACAGAACCAACUCCACCUGCCGAUGAUGAAGAUGAGGAUAAAUCCAUAGUACCUAAGAGUGGUGAUUCCGAUCAAAGCCCUCCCACGGAAUCCGCAUCCCAUGUUGGUGGCGAUUCUCCGGUAGAGGGUGCAAUGUCCGACAUUGCUGCCAGUGACAUUACCGGUCAUGAAAAUAUGAUCGAAGAUAUGGAUACCGGACUAGAUUUUGCACCACCCAGUGGUACAGCAUCAGCCAAUCCCUUUGCCAGUCCCGAUGCUGAAGAAGAAACAUUCCCGUCAGCCGGUAUGGUUACAAAUAUAUUUGCUGCCGAUGAUACAGGUGUUGCUGAGAAUAUUUUCACCACUAUGGCGGAUACGAUUGCGACAGCGCCAGUACCCGCAGCUGCCAUAAAUAUAUUCUCUGCUGAUCCAGAACCAGAGGUCGACACAGCUCAAUCGGCAUAUGGUACGAACAUAUUUGCUGAACCCGAUGAAUUUGAUGCCUUCGCUGCGAAAUUUGAGUCGGUGAAAAAGGAUAACAUUAGUAUUCUGGAUGGUUUCGGUGGUGGUAGUGGCGUCAGUGGAGGUUCGGGAGCUGUUACACCGACCGUUGAUGCAUGGGGAGAUAGUGCUUUUGGUACACCCAAAUCUGGUGUCGAUGCUUUUGGUGACUCUGCGGAUGGUUUCGGCGCUGAAGAUGAUGAAUUCUAUGCGAUGAAAGCACCAGUACGCUCCGACUCGGUGGAAUCUGUUGAAAAAGAUUUCAAUGUGGUUAUAAGACCCAAAACCGAAGGUGCCAGUGCUGUGGCUCCCCAAUUGGCACCACCUCCGCCAACACGUGCCGCCCCAGCAGGACAAUAUGAUGACACCUCAGCGGCUGUUAAUCCCUUCGAAGAUUCCGGCUUCCCGGCUCCAGGUGAAGUAGAUCCAUCGCUCAAACGCACAGAUUCCCAAGAUACACCACAGACACCACUCUUCGAUGAAGACGUUUCCCAACCCCUAGAAGAUUUCCCACGUCUACACUAUGUGGGACCCGGUUGGGAAAUGCAAUUGCGUCAGCCAAAUAAGAAAAAGAUAACGGGUCAGCGAUUUUGGAAGAAAAUCUUUGUGCGUUUGGUUAUACAAAACGAUGUACCCGUUGUUCAGCUGCUCAAUACCGCCAAUGAUAAGCAACCAUUCCAAGAGCUGCCGUUACAGCCCUCAUAUUCCGUGUCGGAAAUUGGCGCCCAACAGUAUGAUCAGUUUGGUAAGAUUUUCACCAUGAAAUUGCAAUAUAUAUUCUAUAAGGAGAGACCUGGUGUAAGGCCGGGUCAGGUGACCAAGGCGGAGAGGAUUACGAAUAAGCUAACGAAAUUUGCACAAUAUGCUAUUGCGGGAGAUUACGAGGGUGUCAAGGAGUUUGGUAGUGAUCUCAAGAAAUUGGGUCUGCCCGUUGAACAUGCACCACAAUCAUCACAGCUCUUCAAGGUCGGUUCCAUGAACUAUGAAGAUAUGAAGCAGUUUUCCAUAUGCAUUGAGGAGGCCUUAUUUCGUUUGCCAGCCCUAAGAGAAAGGGCCCUGACUUAUAAAAUGGAGGAGGUUCAGGUGACGGCGGUCGAUGAAAUCGUGGUGGAACAGGACAUUGAUGGAAAAAUUGUCAAGCAAAUUGCCCGAGUUCGUGUGUUCUUUUUGGCUUUCCUAACAGGCAUGCCCAUGAUUGAGUUGGGUGUCAAUGAUAUGUGGCGUCAAGGCAAAGAAGUGGUGGGUCGCCAUGACAUCAUACCCGUGGCCACUGAGGAAUGGAUUCGACUGGAGGCAGUGGAGUUCCAUAGUGUCGUCGAUCAGGAAGAAUAUGAAAAAUCUAGACUUAUAAGAUUCCAACCCCCUGAUGCAAAUUACAUUGAAUUGCUGCGCUUCCGUGUAAGACCGCCUAAAAAUCGUGAACUUCCUCUACAACUUAAGGCCCAAUGGAUUGUUACCGGCAACAAGGUGGAAUUGCGAGCCGAUAUUCUGGUGCCCGGUUUUACAUCACGUAAACUGGGUCAAAUCCCCUGUGAAGAUGUAUCGGUUCGGUUUCCCAUACCCGAAUGUUGGAUAUAUUUAUUCCGUGUAGAAAAACAUUUUAGAUAUGGUUCAGUGAAAUCUGCCCACAGACGUACGGGUAAAAUUAAAGGUAUUGAGCGAAUAUUGGGUGCUGUCGAUACACUGCAGGAAUCAUUAAUCGAGGUGACAUCGGGCCAGGCAAAAUAUGAACAUCAUCAUAGAGCCAUUGUAUGGCGUUGCCCACGUUUGCCAAAGGAGGGACAAGGUGCCUAUACCACCCAUCAAUUGGUGUGCCGCAUGGCCCUUACCUCAUAUGAUCAAAUACCCAGUGAAUUGGCUCCAUAUGCCUUUGUGGAGUUUACAAUGCCAGCAACUCAAGUCUCACAUACAACAAUACGUUCGGUAAGCGUACAAGAAUCGGAAUCGGAUGAACCACCCGAGAAGUAUGUGAGAUAUUUGGCCAGACAUGAAUACAAAGUUGGCAUUGAAACAACCCAUGGUGAAUCGACAAAUGCCUAUUUGGCCGCCACCAGGCCAAUACGUGAGGAGCCGGCAGAAAAACCAGCAGCAUCACCAGUACCGCCACCAAGUGACUCAGAUUCGGAUUCAAAUUAGAUUUA